AUUGCUACUUGGCACGCUGAAUUCGUUGGAAGUUCUUAGUGAGUUCUUAAAGACCGGUUGAGUUUUGUUUUUAAAAAAUACACAAAGUUAAAACUAGAUCCGAAUCAAGAUGCAGAAGCAACAAUUGAACCUCGCCUGCUUGUCAGCCAUUUUGCUAGCAUCCACCCAAAUGGUGGCCAGUCAAGUUUUCAAUUUGGGCCGUUGCCCCCGCACUAUCACCACGGUGCAAGACUUUGAUGCAUCUAAAUACCUGGGUCUUUGGAAUGAAUAUGCCAAAUAUCCUUUCAUCUUUGAAGCCGGCGGUAGAUGUAUCCAAGCUCAGUAUGGUGCUUUAGCUGGCGACCAGGUUUCGGUGCUCAACACACAAACUACAAAACUAAAUGUAAGGCAAUCAAUUGAAGGAAUCGCAACAGUCGAAGGACCUGGCAAACUCUCCGUUCGCUUCAAUGGCUUAGCCGCUCUUUCCGGUGAUUCUCCUUAUUGGGUUUUAUCUACCGAUUAUACUACUUAUGCCGUCGUUUACAGCUGCACAAACUUGGGAAUUGCACAUACAAAGGUUGUCUGGAUCCUUACACGCGAUCGCAUUCCAUCUCCAGCAGUCGUUAAAAAGGCAGAAGAUGCAAUUGUCGCGCAAAAUUUGCCAUUGAGUCCCUUGGAAAUAACCGAUCAAUUGGAUUGCGAAUAAAUAAUUUGAAGCGAUACAAAUUUGGCAUAUUUCGAAUAUGAAAAUGAGACUCGGACUAAGAAAAACAUGUUGGCUUAGUAAAAAUCUGUAGAUAAAUGUGUAAAUAUUGUUGACUAUAAAAUAUAGUGUAAAUAUACUUGAAAAAAGCUUUGCAAA
This is a messenger RNA of Rhagoletis pomonella (apple maggot), 841 nucleotides long. RefSeq names its product apolipoprotein D-like. NCBI's taxonomy places the organism in Eukaryota, Metazoa, Arthropoda, Insecta, Diptera, Tephritidae. The transcript is spliced from 6 exons. The record is from RefSeq and is a predicted model, not a curated record. Bases 110 to 685 code for a protein of 191 amino acids. Gene Ontology annotation, molecular function: pigment binding.